Molecule: messenger RNA, 1671 nt
Organism: Olea europaea var. sylvestris
Lineage: Eukaryota; Viridiplantae; Streptophyta; Magnoliopsida; Lamiales; Oleaceae
Product: tubby-related protein 1-like
Exons: 3
Coding region: 415-1404 (329 amino acids)
Source: RefSeq, a predicted model, not a curated record
UCCUUCUCCUCUAAGAAGAAUCCUCGCGUUCUCACUCAUUCUGAAAAUAUACGGUAGCGAUUCUUUGUUUCGAAUUUUCGCCUAGCCUCGCAUUUUGAAAAUCCUCCCUCUCUCUCUCUAGAAACCAUAGUUUUCUCGUAAUUCUAGUUGUGUUUGUCGAUUCAUAAUUUGUCGAUCACUCGAAGAAAAUCGAAUUUCGUGAAUAAUUGCGGGUUAUUGAUAUUUGGUAUUCGUUCCGCAAAUAUAUAGAAAUUGGGUUCUAAAUCGAUUUAGUCUGAAAUUUUUGUGUCUUUUGUGCGUUGUUCUGUGUUUUCUCUUGUUUAUUCUUUUGGAUUGUUAAGUAUCUCGGAUUCCGGGAAUACGAAUCGCAUCGAAAAAUUAUUCAAUUUUCUUGCCUAUUAGAAAAAAUAGAAAAUGGUUGGAGGUGGGAAUCGGAGGGACGAGGGAUCGUUUAAGAUGACUAAUAACAAUGUUUUUGCGGCGCUUGAUAAUUUUAGGAAGAAGAAGAAGUCAGAUAAGGAUAAGGGCUUGAGGAAAAGCAGUAAGAGCGGUUUGAAAUCUGAGGCUGGGAAAUCGAAAGAACCUGAGGAGAAGCCUCAGGUUUACUGGGCUCCUGCGCCUUUGACAGUGAAGUCAUGGGCUGAUGUGGAUGAUGAAGAUGAUGAUGAUUACUUUGCCACCACUGCCCCACCUCAGUCUGUAUGGGGAGGUUCGGGUUUGAAUCAAACUGAAAAAACUAUGCAACCAGAUCACGUUGAGGAAAGUGAAAGUGAAGAUGAUCUUGAUGAAGCUGAUGAUGUGGAGGAGGAGGAGGAGGAGGAACGCGGGCAUGAAUUGCAAGUGCAGGAAAAGCCCGAGCUAGAACCGAUAGAACCUCCAGAAGCUUCACCUGCACCUAAAGAGACAGAAAGGCAACUAUCUAAGAAGGAGAGAAAGAAAAAAGAGAUGGCCGAACUGGAGGCUAUUUUGGCUAAUUUUGGUGUUACCCCAAACGAGAAGGUCAUUGAUCAAUCAUCUGAUGCUACAAAAGAAAAGAAAGAGGGAGAGUUGAAUGGUGAAACAAAGAAAGAUAGUGUCCCUGCAGAAUCCAAAGGUGCAAAGAAGAAGAAAAAGAAGGAUAAAGCUUCGAAAGGGGUGAAGGAACCGCAGGAGCAACCAGGCAGCUCAAAUGUUCCUAAUGGACAAGAGGAAAGUGCUGGAACUGAACAGGUGGAAGAUGAUGCAUCAGCUGUUGACAUGAAAGAGCGGCUAAAGAAAGCGGCAUCUGCAAAGAAGAAGAAAUCUAGUAAAGAAAUGGCUGCUGCUGCAAGAGCUGCUUCCGUGGAGGCUGCUGCAAGGAGUGCGAAACUUGCUGCUGCUAAGAAGAAAGAGAAGAAUCAUUACAACCAACAGCCUGCACGUUAAGGGCAGUUUUUUGAAAUAAUUGCAGAUGGAGCUGGGUAUCUCAUCGUUUAUUUGCUCAUGCAAAAUAAUCUUCGUACUCCAGCCUCUUGUUUCAUGAUAAAUGGACAUGCUAAUACAGUUUUGCUUAUUGAGUUCUUUUUUAAUUUCAUAAUUUUAACUCCAGAUAUGAGUUUGUGUCGUAAUUGUACUUUUUACAAUGUAACAAUCGAUUUUGUCGAAUUUUGUUAUGAUGGAUUAAGUUGCCUGCUGGGACGUCAUGCUUUAUCA